AUACGUCUGAUAAUGGGGCCUCUUCUGCAUCCAUCUCUUCUCCUUGCAGUGUCUGGGUCCCUGAAAGUCCUCCCAGAAGUACAGCUGGACGCCGAGUGGGGCGGAUCCAUUAUCAUCGAGUGCCCACUCCCUCGAAUACCCGUGAGGAUGUAUCUGUGCCGACAGAUGACUGACCCUAAAAUAUGCACCACCGUGGUGUCUGGCAGCUUUGUCAAGAAGGAAUACGAAAGACGAGUCACCCUAACGCCGUACUUGGAUGAGAGUCUCUUCCUGGUGGAGAUGACACAGCUGACUGAAAAUGACAACGGAAUCUAUGCCUGUGGUGUGGGCAAAAACACAGACCGGGGCAAGACCCGGAAAAUCACCCUGAGCGUCCAUAGUGAGUAUGAACCAUUCUUGGAAGGUGAACCAACAUCUGAGCCUCCACCAAGAUGGUUUCCCAGAUUUCUGCAACAGCAGAUUCCCAGCUGGUUCCAUGUGGUUGACCAUGUCAGUUCUUCUGAAUUCACAUCCAAAGUCACCACACCAGCUCCAAGGACUGAGGCCCCUUCAGUUCGCCAGCCCUCCAGCAUCACGCCAGUGACCCGCCAUCCCAGAGUUUCCAGAACGUCUUCAAUAACAGCUGCGGAGUUUGCAGCCCUCCCACCUGCUACUGCAGCUCCGAAGACCUCAGCUCAGGAAGCGGUCGGCCCCCUAGAGGCCAGCUACAGCCACCACACCAGACCUCAUAGACAAAGAACACCCCACCAUGGCCCACAGUAUGGAAGACAAGACCAAGGGUUUCACAUCUCUACCCCAGAAUUUCACAUUCUGAUUCCGACCUUUCUGGGCUUUCUUUUGCUGCUUCUUUUGGGAGUGAUGAUAAAAAGAGCCAUUCAAAGGAGGAAAGCCUUCUCCAGGCGCAGACUGGCGAUGAGGAUGCGUGGCCAGGAGACAUCCCGCCCACUCCGUGCACAGCGCCUAGGUGUUCCGCAGAGGCUGCGUUCGCAGAACAACAUCUACAGCGCCUGCCCUCGGCGUGCACCGGGCCCCGACAGCGUGGGCUCCCCGGAGGCCCCACUUCUCAGCAUCCCAGCCUCAGAGUCCUCUGCCCAGCCACAGGUACUUGAAGCUCCUUGGCCCCACACCCCGUCUCUGAAGAUGAGCUGUGAGUACGUGAGCUUGGGCCAGCAGCCUGCUGUCAAUGAGGAAAACUCUGAUUCGGAUGAUUACGUCAAUAUUCCUGGCCUGCCUCAUCUCCCCGACUACGCCCCAGGGCCCAGACCUUCAUGCCAAUGAAUCCUGCCUGUCUGCUGAUUUCUAGCACCUUCACUUUGUAGGAUCUCUGUCUUUCCAUGUCCCAUACCCCAACUUGACUAUCUGAAUGCCUUGAGAAUGGUCAAUUACAAGCUAAUUUUUCACCCCAUUGAAGCCCCCUGCAUUUAUUGGGAGAUCUCUGAAUAUACAGAGCAUUCAUCUGUCAUGAUGCCACUGGUCCUUUCUGUAUCACCUAACAGCCUAUGGGACCUGCAAAGGUGCUUUAUCACUAUCUAUGGUCACAUGGCCUUUGUUGCCUCAACCCUAGCUCAUGUGGCAUCGUGGUUGGUGGUUGACACUGAUCCAAAGGGCAUAUGAGCUUCUGUUUGUCCUGAGUCUCAUGGAAACGGUAACUUAUUUGAUAUGAUGAUUUAGUCUAAAUUUUCAGAAUUGGGCUUUUGUUGGUGUCCAUGAUAUACACACGCAUGAAUCCUCCUUAACUCCCCAUCACUUGGUAGAGGUAUCCUGACUCCAGCAUCUCCCCCUUGUAAAAAGUCUCCCUACCCUCUUCUGUAUCCUGGUACCUUAACAUUGAUCUGUUUUAGCUAUGUCAAACUAUCAGCUCUCCCCGUUUUCAGAAAUAGACCCACUCCCCUUGUCAUCCAGACAACAUAUAGCAAGGCACGGGAGAGAAGCACCCUGGGGGAU
Messenger RNA from Acomys russatus (golden spiny mouse), 1944 nucleotides. RefSeq names its product Fc mu receptor (gene Fcmr). Bases 13 to 1278 code for a protein of 421 amino acids. NCBI's taxonomy places the organism in Eukaryota, Metazoa, Chordata, Mammalia, Rodentia, Muridae. The transcript is spliced from 7 exons. Gene Ontology annotation, cellular component: plasma membrane. Gene Ontology annotation, molecular function: transmembrane signaling receptor activity. The record is from RefSeq and is a predicted model, not a curated record.